AUGUCGCGUGGCUUUCCUGUUGCAAGGGUGAUGGGAGCUGCGACGCGGGGUGGAGGGACCAUGCCGGGGGGCGUCGCGUGGACCCCGCAGGAGGACGACAAGCUGAGGAGGCUGGUCGGCGAGUUUGGCGACAAGCGGUGGUCGCUGAUCGCCGCUAAGCUGGGCAGCAAGGAGAGCAAGCAGUGCCGCCGGAGGUGGAAGAAUUGCCUGAGCCUGGAGGUGAAGAAGGGGUCAUGGAGCCUGGAGGAGGACGCCGCGCUCAAGAUGCUGCACGAGGUGCACGGCAACCGCUGGACGCUCAUCGCCCGCCUGGUGGGCGGCCGCACGGACAACGCGGUGAAGAACCGCUGGGCGGCGUUGCUCCGGCGCAAGACCACCGCCGCGCGGCGCGGCCGGCGACCGUCCGCGCACGGCAAGCUGCGGGGGCUGCACAAGGACUACCUUAUUCUACAACAGUCCGGACACCGGAGACGGGGACGACGGCCGAAAGUACUGAGGGAGUCGCCGGAGGCGAAGGAAGAAUCCACCACGAAGGGGACAUCGGGAGGCAUUGAGGAGCAGGUGCUCGUCAAUGUGCCCAACAGCAUGGCCAUGGACUGUGCCGACAGUUGCGUGACCAUGCCCCCGAGUGCCGACAAUGCAUCGGAACUCGACGUGCUGGUGGAGAACUUGCUUGGAACAACAAGCCUUCCUCUCGCUGAUGGUUUGACGUGUCCUCUGAGCUUUCCCCUGUCUGACCCCUGCACUGGUGAGUUUGCACCUGUGGACCUGCCCCUCAGUGCGGGUAUGCCCGUGGCGCCGAACAAGGACUAUUCGGUGGAAGCGUCGCAGCCCUUCGCCUCGUCCCUUGACAGUCCCUGGGGCUCCUCUGAGCACUAUGGCAACUGUGAUACUGUAAGCCAGUGCUCAUCGGUGCCUCACGCUGCCCAUCCAGUGAGUCUGGCGUCGAUGCUGGACCCGCAAUCGCCGGCUGGUCAAAUGUCAAGGCUGGGGCUCCUUGCAGACAAGCAAGCGGUGCUUCAUAGCUCGCUUCCAUGUUUCUCACAGAUCGAGCUUGACAUGCUCCUCAAGGCUUUGAAGGUCGAAUACGAGCAGCAAUAA
Molecule: messenger RNA, 1101 nt
Organism: Ostreobium quekettii
Lineage: Eukaryota; Viridiplantae; Chlorophyta; Ulvophyceae; Bryopsidales; Ostreobiaceae
Source: the annotation of a GenBank genome assembly